Messenger RNA from Lasiosphaeria miniovina, 705 nucleotides. RefSeq lists its product as uncharacterized. The record is from RefSeq and is a predicted model, not a curated record. Bases 1 to 705 code for a protein of 234 amino acids. Lineage: Eukaryota; Fungi; Ascomycota; Sordariomycetes; Sordariales; Lasiosphaeriaceae. The transcript has 3 exons.
AUGGCAUCGACAGAUGCUCAAGACGUUCAAGCCCAGUCCGCCGCACCGGGAUUGCCGGACUAUGUUCUCGAUGCCGACGCAGUGUUGAAAGACACCGAUGUCAAGUGGCGCUAUGGCCAGGCACCUGACUACAGCAAGACUCGGAAGAUGUGGGACGAAACCAAGAAGUCAAACCACACAGCGGGUAGCCUCCCCGACCUGGUGGAGAAGCUGGUCAAGAACUGGGAAGUCGAGGCGUCUCACAAAACGGACUUGGCGGACUGGCGCACCAUCGACAAAGCGAAAUAUGUCUUUUCGGUCAAUGGCGGCCCAGACCAGACCGGUGAGCACAUGCUAAAGGUCGGCACAUACAACGCCAUCCUGGAGCCCAGCGAGUUCUACUGCCCGCGCCACUCCACUUUUGACGACAGCCACAAGACGUUCAAGCACAUGAUGCCGGCAUUUGCGUGGGAGGUUCUCGAGGUAUACAGUGGCCCGCCACAGGUCGCGUUCCGAUGGCGCCAUUGGGGCGUGAUGAAGGAGGAUUAUGUUGGCUCCAACAAAAAUGGAGAUAGGGUGACCAUCAAAGCACAUGGCAGGCCUAUUGAUAUCGAGGGCGUCGCCGUCGCCGUCGUGAAUGACAAACUGCAGCUACAAAAGGUGGAAGUGUUUUUCGAUCCGAUGGCCAUGUUUCGGCAGAUGGUCGGUGCAGAAGACAUAGACUAA